Molecule: messenger RNA, 3843 nt
Organism: Clonostachys byssicola
Lineage: Eukaryota; Fungi; Ascomycota; Sordariomycetes; Hypocreales; Bionectriaceae
Source: the annotation of a GenBank genome assembly
AUGGUCCCUUAUCUCGGCAACUCGGACAAGGUCGAUGAGCCUCAACCCGAUAUCAGUAUUUCAAUCGACAGAGGCGGUACUUUCUGCGAUGUAAUUGCCACUGUUGAGGGACGCGAGGACAUCAUCUUCAAGCUUUUGUCUGAGGACCCCAAUAACUACCCAGAUGCGCCCACGGAAGCAAUCCGCCGUGUGCUAUGCAUGGUUGAGAAUCGCGAGAUCCCCAUAGGCGAGAAGCUGGAUGCCUCAAGACUUGCUUCUUGUAGAAUCGGAACCACCGUUGCUACCAAUGCCUUGCUUGAGCACAAGGGCGAGAAAUUCGCCUUUGUUACUACCAAGGGUUUCAAAGAUAUUUGUGUCAUCGGAGAUCAGACUCGGCCUAAGCUGUUUGCUCUGAAAGUCGUCAAACCAAAGGCGCUACAUGACAAAGUGGUAGAAAUCGAUGAGCGCAUUACCGUCGAAGAUUAUGAUCUGAACCCGGCGCCCAUGGACAAGAAAGCAGAGAUCACCGAUCCCAAUCUGAUUCGCACCAAGAGCGGUGAGAUCAUUCGUGUGCUGCAAAAGGUCAACCUCGAUGAGGCCCGUACCAAGCUCCAAGCUCUACGUGACGAAGGCUACAACUCAGUCGCAAUUUCAUUCAUGCACUCCUUCCUUUACCCUGAUCAUGAAAACGAGGUUGCGGACGUGGCAAAACAACUAGGAUUCAAGUAUGUCACAACCUCGAGCGAGAUCAGUCCCACCAUCAAAUUCCUUAGGAGAAGCACGUCAGUGUGCUCUGAAGCAUAUCUCUACCCAAUCAUCAGGCGCUACGUCGAAAAUUUCGAAUCCGGGUUCAAGAUCCAACCAAAGCGGGUAGAGUUCAUGUGUUCGGACGGUGGCCUCAAGCAGGCACAGAAGUUCCGAGGAAAUGAGGCUCUUCUCAGCGGUCCUGCUGGAGGUGUCGUUGGUAUCGCCAAGUCCUGCUUCGACGAAGCUGUAGGCACGCCUCUUAUUGGCUUCGACAUGGGCGGAACCAGCACUGAUAUCUGCCGAUACGAUGGCAAAUAUGACUACCUCACCGAGUCUCGCAUUGCGGACCGCACACUCAACUUGCCCAUGUUGAACAUCCAGACAGUUGCCGCGGGAGGUGGCUCUAUUCUCUUUGCCCGAAGUGGACUCUUGGUUGUAGGACCUGAGAGUGCUGGAGCGUACCCCGGUCCUGCGAGUUACCGCAAUGGUGGCCCAUUGACCGUGACGGAUGCCAACCUCUUCCUUGGAAGACUUGACCUUUCCUCUUUCCCCGCUAUCUUUGGUAAAAAUGCCAAUGAACCAUUGGAUGUCGAGGUCGUCAAGGAGAAGUUCCAGGCCAUCACCAAUGAGUUCAAUGCUCAAACCUCUCAGAAUCUGACGCCAGAAGAAGUUGCUCUAGGAUUUCUUAAUGUGGCCAACGAAACCAUGAGUCGACCGAUUAGAAAUGCUACAGAGGCAAGAGGAUAUGCCCCUGAAGACCACGAUCUGGUCAGUUUUGGAGGCGCUGGUGGUCAACAUGCUUGCGCUAUCUCCGAGAAGCUUGGAAUCAAGCGCAUUCUCAUUCACAAAUGGUCUUCGCUGCUCUCAGCAUAUGGAAUUUCCCAAUCUCAACUACAGACUGACACUACGGAACCAUACUCUGGGGAUUGGAACUCUGGUGAGCUUCCUCAUAUUCGUCAGUUGAUGGAAGGCCUUAAGACGCGAGUGCGUGACGAGCUGGUUGCCCAGGGCGCCAAUCCAAAGACUCUGCAAUUUGAUGAGUCGCUCAGCAUGCGAUACUUUGGGACAGACACAAAUAUGUCCAUCUCUCGCCCGCAGGAUGAAGACUACGGAAAGGCAUUUACCGCGGAGCACCUUCGCGAGUUUGCCUUCACUCCAAGGAGCCGCAUCGUUGUUGACUCGGUUCAGGUGCGAGGAACCGGAACGACCAGCAUGAACAUCAAGCCAACACCACCAACCAAAGCUCUAGAGGAAAUCAAGAAGGCUCCGAUUCAAGCAAAAUCACAGGAGUAUCAGUCGAUGUAUGUCGAUGGCAAGUGGGACAAUGCCAACAUUUAUCGGUUGAGCAGCAUCCCUGUUGGAACAACCAUAGACGGACCGGCGUUGGUUGUUGACGCCACUCAAACUAUCUUUAUUGAGCCUCGCUAUCGCGGCUUCAUCCUACCGGAGCACGUGGUGAUUGAGAAGAUUGACGAGUCGAUCGUCCAGACAUCAGAGGCUGAAACCAACACCCAGGAAAUUAGCCCUAUCCAGCUGUCUGUCUUUGCCCAUCGCUUCAUGUCCAUAGCGGAGCAAAUGGGCAACACGCUCCAGAGGACGUCUAUCUCUACGAGUAUUCGUGAGCGUCUAGAUUUCUCUUGUGCCAUAUUCUCCCCUGAUGGCCAGCUUGUCGCCAAUGCGCCGCACAUUCCCAUCCACCUGGGGAGCAUGCAGUUGGCUAUUCAGGCCCAGCACAAGCACUGGGCAAGAAAGCUGAAGGAAGGAGAUGUUCUCAUGACUAACCACCCAGAAUGGGGUGGCACUCACCUGCCAGAUAUCACUGUGGUGACGCCUGUGUUUGUUGGAGACCAGAUCGCUUUCUACACUGCCAGCCGAGGCCAUCAUACAGAUAUUGGCGGAAAAGGAAUCACUUCCAUGAUGCCCGAUUCCUUGGAGUUGUGGGAGGAGGGAGUCAACGUCCCAGCAAUGAAGAUUGUCAGUGGCGGCGAAUUCCUCGAGAAGGAAGUCAGAGAUGCAUUUGAACUCGCCGGCAGCUUCCCCGGCUGCAGUCCUACACGUCGAAUCCAAGACAACAUCUCUGACCUAAAAGCCCAAACUUCUGCCAAUCAACGCGGAAUCACACUGCUCAAGAGGCUCUGUGACGAGUUCACCCUCCCGGUUGUGCACAAGUACAUGGGCGGUAUACAGGCCAACGCAGAGGUUGCGGUCCGUGACUACCUAAAGAAGAUUGCAAAGAAGCAUCCUGAAGGUCUCGAGGCUACGGAUCGGUUUGACAACGGUACCGAGGUCAAGGUCAAGAUCACAGUUGAUCCCGAGACUGGCUCUGCAGUGUAUGACUUUGCUGGUACCGGGCCACAGGGAUGGGGUAACAUCAAUUGCCCAAUCUCGAUUACCCAUUCCGCUGUCAUUUACACUCUACGUUGUCUGAUCGAUCUCGAGAUCCCGUUGAACGAGGGCUGUCUAGCCCCUGUUGAUAUACGAGUUCCCAAGGGAUCUGUGCUCAAUCCUGAAUCCUCCGUCGCCAUCUGUGGAAGUACCCUGGCAAGCCAGCGCGUCAUUGACCUCAUCCUACGUGCUUUCAAGGUCGUCGCCGCUUUCCAGGGCUGCGCUAGCAGUUUCGGCUGGGGCAUGGGCGGCAGAGAUCCCAAGACUGGUGAGAUCAUCCCUGGCUGGAACUACGGCGAGUCUCUCGGUGGAGGCACCGGCGCCGGUCCUGGCUGGAAUGGUGAACAUGCUGUGCAUGCUCAUUCCACCAACACCCGUAUCACAGAUGCCGAGGUCAUUGAGAAGCGCACCCAGGUCAUUGUCCGAAGACACGAGAUCAACCGCGGAACUGGCGGCCGUGGGAAGUGGAACGGAGGCGACGGUUGUCUUCGAGAAAUCGAGGCGAGAAUUCCGCUCAAGUCCAGCAUCCUCAGUGAAAGACGCGUAUUCCCCCCUUAUGGAAUGGAGGGUGGUGAUCCAGGCAGUGUCGGACGUAACUUUGUAUUUCGAUGGAACGAUAAGGGAGGAUUGGACAAGAUCAGACUAGGUUCGCAAGCCGUGGUUCAUCUUAGGCCAGGGGAGAGAAUGCAGAUCAACACUCCAGGUGGUGGAGGCUGGGGCAAGCUUGAGUAA